Molecule: messenger RNA, 5990 nt
Organism: Procambarus clarkii (red swamp crayfish)
Lineage: Eukaryota; Metazoa; Arthropoda; Malacostraca; Decapoda; Cambaridae
Product: 6-phosphofructo-2-kinase/fructose-2,6-bisphosphatase
Biological process (GO): fructose 2,6-bisphosphate metabolic process; fructose metabolic process
Cellular component (GO): cytosol
Molecular function (GO): 6-phosphofructo-2-kinase activity; ATP binding; fructose-2,6-bisphosphate 2-phosphatase activity
Source: RefSeq, a predicted model, not a curated record
GAACGCCUCACGACGGUUGGUUUUGAAAAUGUAGUGAUGGUUCCUCCAGAAGAAGCCUUGGGUGAGACCUCACAUCGCAUCUGUCUGCUCUCAUUACCACGACCCCCACCACCACCACCCACAACACCCACUCCACCACAACCCACCGUGAAGCAGUAUGCGGGAUCAGCAGAUACACCCCGCGCCGCUGCCGGCCACAACUGGACGCCAUCUACAGUCACGAGGCGAGGUCCUCAAGUCAUGGAUAGUUCUGGAUGUGUUUGUGGCCGAGGUAUGGGAAUUGUUGGUUCAAGCGGUACUUUGGGAGUGAAUUCAUCCUGGUUGGACGAGAAUGAACCAUCAACACCUUCUUCACUUUCUACAAGCCUCUUGACAAAGAAUAAACCUUUUCCAAUUAGAGGAGAGCGAGCGAACUACGUCAACAUCCCUCAUGUUAUUGUUAUGGUUGGUCUUCCAGCAAGAGGGAAGACGUAUAUGGCCAAGAAGCUCACACGCUACCUCAACUGGAUUGGGAUUAAGACAAGAGUUUUUAACUUGGGUGAGUACAGGCGGCGUGUCACCCAACAAUACAAAAAUCAUAACUUCUUCCGGAGUGACAAUGAAGAAGCAAUGGCACUACGGCAACGCUGUGCAUUGGACGCUUUGGACGAUGUUUGUAAAUGGCUAGAAAAUGAAGGAGGAGAAGUAGCAGUUUUCGAUGCCACAAAUACAACAAUGAUUCGUCGUCGACUCAUAUAUGAUAAGGUUGUGAUUGAGAUGGACUAUAAACUAUUCUACGUGGAAUCAAUUUGUGAUGAUCCAUCUAUCAUUGAAUCUAACAUUAGGGAUGUGAAGAUCAACGGGCCCGACUACUUCAGGUUGACCCCAGUAAAUAUUAGCGCUGCAGGGCAUCCUUGCUCUCAAGAAGUUAAAGUCAGCAGUCCAGACUACAGUGGGAUGACUGCUGAGGAGGCCCUGGCAGACUUCCUUCAGAGAAUUGAACAUUACAUGGAUAUGUACCAACCUUUAGAUGAAGCACAAGAAGAUCAUUUAUCUUUUAUGAAGGUUUACAAUACAGGAGAGAAAGUUGUUGUUCAUAAACAUGAAGGCCACAUUCAAGCCCGCAUUGUGUACUACCUGAUGAACACUCAUGUCACACCUCGCACCAUCUACCUUGCUAGGCAUGGUGAGAGCAUCCACAAUGAAAUGGGAAGAAUAGGUGGUGAUUCUGACCUUAACGAAAAAGGCCGGAAGUUUGGUGAAGCUCUUACUCAGUAUAUUAAGGACCAAGAUAUUCCUAAACUGAGAGUGUGGACAUCCUGGAUGAAGAGGACAAUUCAAACAGCUGAAGGCAUUGAAGCGCCCCAAGAAAGGUGGAAAGCCCUCAAUGAAAUUGAUGCAGGCAUUUGUGAGGAGAUGACCUAUGCUGAAAUAAAAAAACAUUUUCCAGAAGAUUUCGCUUCUAGGGACCAGAACAAAUUUAGUUACCGGUAUCCUCGUGGUGAAAGCUAUGAAGAUCUUGUAGCUCGUCUGGAGCCAGUUAUCAUGGAGCUGGAACGUCAAGGGAAUGUUUUACUUAUUGCUCACCAAGCAGUCAUGAGGUGUCUUCUAGCUUACUUUCUUGAUAAACCUUCUGAUGAGUUGCCAUACAUCGAGGUUCCUUUGCAUACUGUAAUGAAGCUGACGCCUGUUGCUUAUGGUUGUAAGGUGGAAUAUGUUGCUCUCGGUGUUCCUGCUGUCAAUACACAUCGUGCUAAGCCAGAGGUACCUGGAUCUCUUGAUACAUCCUUGUGUGUGGAAGCUGCAGAUAUGGAAAUGGACUCCUGAUAAUAAAAUUCAAUAGGACUGCUUCUGUUCAUAGGCAUUUUUUGUCUAACUUUGUUGCCAACAUUUUUGAAUUGCAAGUUUUCACCUCGACUGUGUUCACCAAGGCUGCCUCUGCUACUUACAUUGAUGUUGCAGUACUUGAGUGCAACAUUGUGUUCUUGUAAAUUGAGUUGACUUGUAUUGGUAUGUUGUGUUCCUCGAGUCCCCUUCUUCGUUACUGUCUUGUUUAGCUUUACUAUUUACAUUCAGUGGUGGGGCAUAGAAAAUAAAUUUUCUGUAUAUUUGUAAAUGGUAAAUUUAUAGUACAGUAUUAGUAACUUGUUUAAUUGUAUGUACAGUAUUGGUAACAUUUCUUAAUAGUAUUUACAGUAUAGGUAACCUUUUUAAAGGAUUUUUCAUGUUGGCUACGUAUUUAAAAUUUAAAAAUAUAAAAAAUUAUUGUUUUGUUUAUAUUGUGUUGGGCUUGAGACAGUGCUUUUGAGCUCCUGACAGUCACUCUUGUGAUAAUGGUUGUAUUUAAUGUCAGAUGUGAUAAAACCAAAUUCUAUUUGUAUACAUAAUUCCAUUUUUGAAUGGCUUUAUCAUAUUGAUAAUGGUUUACAGGAGAUGAUUAUUUUAAAAUUAGAUGUAUUUAGAGUCAUGUGUUCAAGGAUAACAUUCUGCACAAACCAAAGUUUUAUUUCAUAAUCUGAAAACAUAUUUAGUGUACUAAAAAUAGUCUUAUAAAUUAUUUUGAUGUUAUUACUGUAGUAAAUUCAUUGUUAGUGAUUCUGCCGUGUAUAUGGGCAGGAAAUUGGGCAGAUUAUAACAUGGCUUUAUGUAAGAUGUUAUAUUUGUGUUAUGCACCAAUACAAUGUAAGGGAAACACUGUGGCCCUUGUCCAUGUUGCCAAAAUUUUGAAUUUCAGAAAUGUGACAUAAAUGUAUGUUUAACGAGUACAAACAUUGACUUUUCUCACCAGCUGUGUAAUAUUAAUGUACACCUGUUCAAGUCAGCUUGAAGAAUAUGAAGGAUUUGUUCAGCCUUUAUUUUCUUUGAAAUACUUUCAUAUCAAAUGGUUGGAUUUACUCUGAUACAAGACCAGUUUGUUCAUUUGUGUAAUUGACAAGCUUUCUUAAUAUUGGUGCUGUAUGAAGAGUAAUAGUGAUAUGAUAAAUAAGCAGCAAGCAUUAUGACUUUGUUUCGUGUUAUUCUCCAGAUAUCUUGGCAACAUCACCUUCCUUAUUCUCCUCCUUCAGUUGUGCCGCCAUCUCCUCACCACACUAACUUCACUCACACGCUUUCUUCUUCUUAAAAAAAAAAAACUAAUUUCUUCAUUAUACUUUAACCCACAAAUUAACAUUGUCUUUAUAAUACUUUGAAAAUAUAUUUCAACUCGUUGCUCCUAGGUUUUUUUCUUUAAGAAAAUUGUAUUGUGGUUAGCCCAAGCCAAUCUGUAUACUGCAUUGCACUUAUUUUUUUUUUAAACUUACUCCAACAUAUUGUGUACUGAUGAACACAUUAUACCUUCUAAAAACUUUAUUAAAAUAAUUAGUUCUUAUUCUCCAUACACAAAUGCUUCCAAACCAUAUUUCAUUUUAUAUGCCAAUUGUUCUCACAAUUUGAAAAGCAUAAAAUGAAAGUGGUUUUCCCACCCAGAAGUGGGAAAAUCCACCUAAAUCCACCUUUAGGCAAUCCACCAAACGUAUAAAGGCCAAUGCUCAUUAGACCAAAAUAUAAAGUCUUUGGUGCUUUUAAUUUGACUAAAGCACUGAAAACCUUAAUGCUGUAGUGGUGCAAGUUUUUGAGAACAAGUUAGCAUAUGAACCCUGGGCUCACUUGUCAUGCCUAUCACACCAUUAACCUCAUCCCCAAAACUCACUUACAGUAUUGCUGUUUCACCUCCCUCUCCUACACAAUUUCUUCAUAAACAUUGCUUUCCAAGUACAAUUAUGGUGUUGCGACACAUGCAUAUGUUAAAAUUUAAUCUGGUCUGUUGUUGAGUACUUAACCUGCUUGGUUCCUCAUAUUUUAUAACACUUCAUCAUGUCUAUUCUGUUGACUUUAUUUAAAUGUACAUUUUAAAGUUCAUAUAAACCAGUAACGUCCUCUGUGCCUUUCGUACUUUAAUGAUGUGUGUGUAGAUUUUUUCUUAUGAUUUGAAUUCUUCAAGAAUUGUUUGGAAAUACUUCAUAACCAAAUGUUUUGGGAAUACAGUAUUUUGCAAAUGUUACAUUUCUCUUGAUGUUUGAAAAGGUGGGCAUUAUUUAAAUAAAUUAGCAUAUAUAUCUUGUCAUAUUCCAGCACUCGAUAUCUUCUUAGAGCACUAUGAGUCAUUGCCUGAUCCUUCUGGCAGUCUAGAGUUAGAUUUUCCUGCAUUUCUGUGGCAAUGGGUAAUCCUUAAUAAUUUGUGUUUAGUAUUAUGCAUUAUUGUGCAAACCCUUUGCUCUGAUACUUUGCUUGCAGUUCUUCAUCUCCCUGUACCAAUCUAAGGAUCCCAUUUUCUAACAUUCCCUAUUGCAGAUGAUGAGUCACAAUAAUAUAGCUGAAGAAAUGAAGACUAAACCACACACCAGAAGAUGAGAAGAUGACGUUUUGGUCCGUGCUGGACCAUUAUCAAGUGUUGAUAAUGGUCCAGAACGGACCGAAACGUUGUCAUCUCAUCUUCUGGUGUGUGUGUGUGGUUUAAUCUUCAUUUACAUUCCCUUUUGUUACUGCUUCAGCUUUACGCCCAGGUGUUACAGGUGUCUCGGUGCACCUCAAAUAAGUCAUGGCAAAUAAUAAAGAUUUAAACAAUUAUUGUCUGGGUUUUACAUGUAUGAUGAAAAUGUGGAUUUAAAUAAAGAAAAACAAGUGAUAAGACAAUCAGUGAAACAUUCGAGGAUGAAACAAAACGUCAGCAAAGUCUAGCACCAGGCGUUGACACCAGCCUUGCUGGGCAUCUCCACCCAGAAAAAUGAUAAAUAUCCACAUAUUUUCAUGUUUUUCUUACAUUUUGCAUACAAAUUAAAAAUAUACAGUAUAUGUUUUAGAUAUGUUUAUGUAUGACCAUAGCCACUGUCUAAGGGUUUAAGCAAUGAGAAAGAAGCAUGAAUUUUUGUUAUAUUAAAAUUUGGAACUAUAGCUUUAUUUUUAAACAAGCCAAAGAAAAUUUGGUUAUAAUAAAAAUGUUUCAUUUGGGUGUAGUUUAUUUUUGCAUGACAAAAUUGCCACUCCUCGCAUGUUAAUCUGGCAUAGAUAAGUAGAGAGUUUUAUUUCCUGGUGGUUAUCACAGGGUAUGUUUAUCAAGUUUGUCCUCUAUAUUUUUUGUAGGAGUGUUGCCUCUUGUUUUCUUUUAUUUAAUUCAUAAUUAAUAAUUCAUUGUUUCAGGGACAGGCAGCCAGUUCAUACAUGCAGUACAUGUUAGGCUUAUAUCGAGGUUCCCCCAAGGUCAAAUUACUGACCCUUCCCAGGAUGCAACCCAGCAAACUGACUAACUCCUGAGUACCUAUUUACUGCUUGGUGGACAGGGGCAUGAGGUGAUAGGAAACAUGCCCAACUAUUUCAGUCCCGCCCGUAAUUCAAAUUCGGACUUCUCGACUGAGAGUCGAGAAUGAACCCGACUGUACUAACAGGACCCUUUAACAUUUCCAAUGUUAUUUGAAGAUUUUUUCAGAGUUGUGAAGCAUGAUACUCUAGGAAGAUAUCAGAUAGAUGAUUUUAUAACAGUGGAAUUAUGCUACAAUCAAUUGACUUAAAACGUGUCAAAUAAUGUAAAGUUUAGCCAACGUAUGCAUACAAAAACUACAGGUGAUGGGUUUUGCCAAAUAGCUGUUUUAUCUUCUAACAAAAGUUAUGUACCCAUAUGAACUGUUAUUGUUAUGUUUGUCUAUGUUACUUUCAACUUGUGAAGACUCUUCCAUCCUCAGGCUGUUAAUGUUUACGAUUGGUUAUAACGUGAAUAUAUUUGGUGAAGAACUUUUUGAGCGGUUCACUAAUUAAGCUAAUACUUUUCCUUUAAUUAUAAUGCAAUUAGUUAAAAUUAUAUUUCUCUACUUGUUAAACUAGGGACAAAGUGAAGAAACAACUGAAUGAUUAUGAAGUUAUCAAAACUGACAAUUGUAAAAAAUCAUAUUUUCCAAGUUAAAUUACUAGAUAUCUUUAAAGAAAUUGUGUUGUAAAUGUGACCAUAUCAGGGAAUGAUUCAAAUUACAGAGAUGGAGAAA